AAAAGCUGUUUAUAAAUCAUGUAUUUUCAAUAUUAAAAUAUAAUUAAAUAGAUUAAUAAAUUAUAAACGGAAAGAAUCAGAACGACAAAGAAAGAUUAGAGUUAAUUUCCUUUUAACUUACAAAGAUGGCGGAUAAAUACUUCAGACUUGUGUGUUUUGUGGUGAACAUAUGUCCAGAACCUCUAAGAGAAUUUUUCAUCAAGCUUGCUAAGGAUGAUUCUAGCAUAUCUUAUACGGGCAUCGGUGCAUACCUUUCUCAUAGACACCCAGACGUGUUGAAACUUAAGAGGAAGAGAAAGAUUAGAGAUGAUCAGUAUGACUUACUGUAUCCUGUUCAAGGCACCGCUGAUGUAAACAAGUGGGAUGUUACCCUUCUUAUUACAUUGAUUACGGAAAUGUUUGAUGCAAGUCUUCAGCCAAUGCAAACAUAUCUUAUGAAUGAAAUUCGUGGGAUAAGAAACCAAUUGCAGCAUCUUCCAAACACAUCAAGCAUGUCCGACGAAGAUUUUGAUAUCUAUUGGGGACGCCUUGAUACAGCGGCCAUGACUUUAGCUAAGGAGAUGUUUAAUGCUACACAUGAAGCUGAGUUUCGCCAGAAAAUUUGUGAUGCUAAAACUAGUCACCUACCAGAUCUUGGUGAUGCUUUACGGAAAUGGUAUGAAGAAACAAUUCGGCAAAUGGCGGACACAAUUCAGGAACUGAAAAUCAAAUUAGAUGAAGUUGGAUCCAAUACAAGGGAAGCGACGUCAAUUCUACGGAAGGUGACUGUAGAAAAACCAGGGCCUGCAGGGGACAAAAACAAAAGAAUAAAAACUGCAGACAGCAUCCUGAUGAAACUUCAAGCAAGUUUUGAAGCGACACUCAAGGAAUUUCCAGACAGUUUUAAUGCACCUUCAGAAGUUGCCGACAUCCGAACAAAGCUAAGAGAUAAUCAUCGCGUGAUUGUAACCGGAAGUGACAACAGUCGUUACUUUGAAACAACUCUUGCGGCCAUAAAAGGAAUGAAUUACAAUUAUAAACGAAGUGUCGAAAUGCACAAGUCUUCGGACUGGCGCCAUAUCGAUCCUGAAGAUGUUGAUUUGGUUCUAUGCAUAAAUCCGUUUGGAAGUUUUUCGUAUGAUGAAAACAAGGCUAAAAGUAUGGCUGAUAUAUUCAACAGUAUGAUGCAUACUACGAAAGAAGACGGUGACAGAUGUUUAGAUAUAGUCAUGAUAACAGACUCGAAGAUUCUGGCGGUAUGUAAACAACUUCAUGAUCACGAUAUCCUUGAAGACGUUGUCAAGGUGUUUGAUGAUACAAGCGAAACUCAUCCGGCAGACCUUACACUUGAGUGCAGAAAUCAGGAUGUGCACUCAACUUGUUUGGCAGUUAGAAACAACUUGAAAGUCAUGACCUGCAACUUCCUGAAGCAAUAUAGAAUCUGCAGCGUUCAGGUUGACGAAGAAAUCCUCAGGAAAAGUAGACUUAAAUUCAAGGCAUGUAAAGCUAUUGUGCUGACAGGUCCCAAGAAAUGCGGAAAGACAUCAGUAGCAGUUGCCUUAGCUUCUUCUUAUGAACCUUCACAAUGUGUACUUCUGGCUGAACCAAACGAUUUUAAGACAACUGAUUUGAAAAAUACCUGUUUGGUAAUCAUUGAUGAGUUUGCCGGACAGUACUGUUACAGUAAAGAAGACGUAUACAAAUGGUACAGCAUGUUUAACCAUGUGUAUAAUGCCAUUACGGCAGGACAGAUGAACGCGAUAAUUACGUGCGAAAGAAGCAAACUUGACAAAUGUUGCGUGGAGAUUUCACCACACCCUUUGCUUGAACACAGAGUAGACAUGCCCGAACGUACCACUACCAUCAAACAGGAGAUGGUACUUCAGAAUACAGAAAUUGUACCAGAUCAGAUGUCUAGCAUUCAUGGACAUGAAAGGGUUCGAAGAGUUAAACAUACCCAAGCAAGUUUCCCCAGUGCACCAACACAAUCUGCACGAAGACUAAAGCCUUCACAGUCGAGGCCGGUCCAAUGUGAAAUAACGCAACACAACGUUUGUGUAAAUGGAGACAAAGCGCAUUGUGUCAUUCGAGUUCGGGGAACCACUUGUACACAUUGAAUGAUUCAGAACUCCAUGAAGCCAGUGGAGUUUGUGUAGAUGGCGAAGGUCAUGUCCUGGUAUCUUGCUACGAAACCCCAUCCAAAAUAUUACAAUUAAGUUCUGAUGGUAAACGGAUAUUUGGAAUUAUAGCAGACGAAUCAGAUGGCUUAGAAUAUCCAGGAACAUUGCUUUUUGAUAACGAAAAUAAAGUCGUGAUAGCAGCUGGUUUCUAUAAUUACAUCUGUGUUUUGAAAAAACAGCAAUAAGCCAUAACUGUAAGUUGACUAUAUUGUUGAUAAUAUACUAUAUUUUUAAAAGUCAAUACAUUGUACAUGUUUUAGAGCCAUGAUCGACUGUGUGUUAUUUAACGACAAAAAUUUUCAAUCUUGAUUGUACCGCUAAUAUUAAUAUGUAAUUGUCAGCGACGGUCAAAUUCUGUGAACUGCUAUGCACGCGCUCUGUUUUGUUUGUUUUUGAUUUCCACAAUAAAUCUGGAAUAGCCCCCUUUCAAUUAGAUAAAAGAAAAGUGAAAACUACAUGUAUCUACAUUGUACGUAUAUAAGUAUGACUGUCGAAUAAUAUCAGCGAGUGAAAAUGUGAUAAAUAUACUACUCGAUGUAUGAUUUCAAAUCAGACUAUGAUCAUCUUGAGCGGUGUUACUACAAAAGAGUAAAGAUGCUUUGUUUCCUGAAUAAACCAUCCAAGCAGAUUCUGCAAGAAUUUAAAAUGUUGAUUCUUUUCCAUCUUAAUGUUUAUAUAUAUGUAAGCGGAAACUAUAGUCCAUGUUCUACCUCAUAUAGGGUGCCCCUAACGAUAAAAUGUAAGGGUAGACAAGCAGGAAAAAACAACAAAUUUGGGUACCGCACAGGGAUGACAGGCAUGCAAAAAAUGGUGGACACCAAACUCACUUAUGGCAAAAGGACAGUGAGCGUAAAUGCAAGGGGGCGAUGGUGGAGAAGGAGAGGAAAGAAACAUCAACAAAUAAAAUGAGACAAUAUACUCAUGAACAUGAAAAAGGACAAGGAAAAAAAUGAAACUAAGGAUUUAAAAACGUUCAGGGCAUGUCAUCCUUGCACUUACCAUACUUUCAACAAGACAUUGUAAAUAAAAUAACUCUUCGCUGAGAAAGGCUCUAACAUUCAUGACAAAAUAGCAAACUAAGUCAAGUAAAAUAUAUAUUUAGUGUAAAAAAAUUACACAUUGAUUAAAAUAAUAAACAUUAUUAUCCGAAGUCUAUACACUGCAUAGUAUGGGUGUUGUGUAAGACCAAGGUUUAGAAAUUUUUUAAGUUUGUGUUAUUUUCCAUUAUCUGAAAUAAAACUUAGUGAAAACCUUC
This is a messenger RNA of Mercenaria mercenaria, 3414 nucleotides long. RefSeq lists its product as uncharacterized. Lineage: Eukaryota; Metazoa; Mollusca; Bivalvia; Venerida; Veneridae. The coding region runs from base 126 to 2096 and encodes 656 amino acids. The record is from RefSeq and is a predicted model, not a curated record. The transcript is spliced from 9 exons.